GCCAACGCGCGGCUCGGCUCCGCUCGCGCUGUCUCGCCGUUCCCGGUCGCUGCGCUUUUGCCUUAGGAGCCGCCAAUAAACCUCUUCUCAGCAGAAAAAAGAAAUAAAUAAAAGAAAAUCGCACGAAAACAGCCAUAACCAUCCAAGUCGAUCCACUGCCGCUCGACGGUCACUUUUAAAAUGGCGUCGGAGGAGACGACAGCACCGUGUGGCUCGAGAAAACCGGCACCGCGAUUCACAUCCGAGGAGAAGUCGCUUCUCUUGAGCUUAGUGAACAAUCAUAAAAAAGUUCUAGAAUGUAAAAAGAUGGACGUGGGAUCACUGAGCGCGAAAACUGUGGCGUGGAAAAAGCUCGCUGCGGAGUACAACGCACAGCAUGGUGUCACGCCUCGCGAUCUCAAGCAGUUGAAGAAAUGUUGGGGAAACAUGAAGCAGAAAUGGAAAGAGGAGAAUUCUGAAGAAAAAAGAAAAAUUCACAAGACGGGAGGAGGACCUGCUGCAGCAGGCAUGACACCGCUGUCGGCUUUGGUUGGGGCUGUGGCAGGCCACAUGGCCACCAGAAUACCAAAUGAAGAAGACUCGGAUGGCGCAACCUCUCCCCCAGUUGACAGUGAGCCUGUUGUUCGGCUCCUGCAGCCCAUGAUAACAGGAGAAGUGGAAUCAACAUAUGACUAUUAUGGUAUAGUACUAUUUCAUGAAACACAUUGCAAAGUUUUUGUGGCAUGAAACUUGAAGGCAAUCUGCUGUGAGGAAAGUGGGAGGAACCACUUCCUAGCUUAUCGUGUUUUCUGAGGCUUUGAUGCUGUAUACAUGUCUGUGCAAUUGGUACCUUCAGCCUGUUAGUUGUACAGUGCGGAGAAGUUACAUAUGUCUUUAGAAGGCAUUUAGGCUUUUUCAAAACCCUCAGCUGAAUAUGUCGAAAGCAAUUUGUUGUGGCAUUUACAUUCAGUGAUGCAAAGUGUGUGCUGCAUGAUGAGUAUAAUUUUGAACUAAUGAUCCUUUCAGAGGAGCACAGGAGCCCUGGCCAUCUACAAAACGACCAAUCGAUGGGUAAUGGCUUGAACGGUACAAGU
Dermacentor andersoni is the source of this 1073-nucleotide messenger RNA. The record is from RefSeq and is a predicted model, not a curated record. Lineage: Eukaryota; Metazoa; Arthropoda; Arachnida; Ixodida; Ixodidae.